AUGACAGUUGGAUUCGAAGAAGGCUGUGUUGAAAAGAUGAGUCUUUGGACCUUCUUUAAAGACGAGGGGGAGUGGAUGAAAAAUUUGACACUUUGUGACAAGUGGGGAGGGCGAACUUUGGUAGGCCGAUCAAUAAUGGAUGGUGUUGGAAGCUGCGAAUUUUUGGGUGUCACCGAUCCGAGUAGUUUUAUUGACAAUAAAAACGUGACUCCAAAUGGUUAUGUUGGAAAGUAUAAAAUGGCUGAUAAGAUGGAUUUCAAAUGUUUUUUAAAUGGGAACUCAAGUUUUCAUAAGAAGGAAGACAACCAACCUUCCAACAAUUGUGCACUUCACGAUGCCUUGGACAAUGUCAACAAUUCUUUGAUUUCCGUCAAUCGGACGCUGCUCAGAAUUUCAGAAGGGUUGGAAGAAGUCCUGAGCAAGUAUUCGAAAGAGAUUUUGAGUGAAAAGAGGAGCUCAUUGACGGACAAGCACGUGAGCAGCAGAAAGCCGAAACGUCAACCAUCGGAAAGGACCGCGAAUAACUUGCUGGAAGACCAUGUGACGAAGAAAGGCAUAGAGAAGAUGUGCUUGAAACUGAGAAUGGACGAGAACGCUCUCUCAAAAAAUAUGACAGCAGAGGAAAUGAAGAAUUUGUUGGACAUCAGGAGGAUGGAGUACAAGAUGAAGUUGAUGGAGGCCUGUUUCCACACGUACGAACACCUCCUCAAUCAAAAUGUUUUGAAAUAUUGUACAAACACAACCGCAAAAUGA
This is a messenger RNA of Helobdella robusta, 753 nucleotides long. RefSeq lists its product as hypothetical. The record is from RefSeq and is a predicted model, not a curated record. NCBI's taxonomy places the organism in Eukaryota, Metazoa, Annelida, Clitellata, Rhynchobdellida, Glossiphoniidae. The transcript has 7 exons. The coding region runs from base 1 to 753 and encodes 250 amino acids.